Syzygium oleosum is the source of this 1049-nucleotide messenger RNA. Its product is annotated as protein IRX15-LIKE-like. Lineage: Eukaryota; Viridiplantae; Streptophyta; Magnoliopsida; Myrtales; Myrtaceae. Gene Ontology annotation, biological process: xylan biosynthetic process. The transcript has 2 exons. Bases 8 to 943 code for a protein of 311 amino acids. The record is from RefSeq and is a predicted model, not a curated record.
GAGAGAUAUGAAAAGCACAAAGCUAAUACUCCUCCAUCCCACAAUCCAAAAGCAAUCAUCUUCAAACACCAAUCGCUUGUGGCUCAUCCUCAUCAUCACCUUCUUCACCACCGCUUUCACUCUAAUCCUAAUCACCACCGCCGCCGCCGCCGCCGCCACAAGCACCGCCACGGGCUCUGCCGCCUCUUCAUUCCAGCUUCGACUUUCCAUAUCUAACGCCCUCCUUCACUACACUGCCAUUACCAACUCCACCCACAUGACGUCCACCAAGCUCGCCACUGUAACCGCCGCAAUUGCCCGUUGUGCCACCGCUGCCUCCCUCUGUAACCUCCUCAUUUUCGGCCAUACCCACGAGGCCCUCUUGUACACAGCCCUCAACUUCAACGGCCGCACCGUCAUCCUUGAUGAGGACGAGCACCUUAUCUUGAGGUUUGAGCAGCAACACCUGGGAAUCGAGGCCUACGACAUGAAGUACUAUGAGAUGAGGGUCAGUGAAAUGAAGAGGCUGCUCGAGUCAGCUAGAGGCAAGUUCUGCGGCGAGUGCCGGCCAGUGCAGAACCUGCUCUUCUCGGAAUGCAAGCUCGCAUUGAACAGCUUGAGGAAUCACGUGUAUCAGUUGAGUUGGGAUGUGAUACUAAUCGACGGGCCGAGCGAGUACCAUGAAGCGGCCCCAGGGAGGAUGUCGGCGAUAUUCACAGCGGCUGUGCUGGCCAGGAGCAAGAAGGGCAGGGCAGCGGAGACGCACGUAUUCGUGCAGGACUUCGAUAGGGAGGCGGAGAGAGGUUAUAGCGACGAGUUCUUGUGCAGGGACAACUUGGUGGAGGUUGUUGGUAAGCUUGGGCAUUUUGUUGUGGAGAGAGCGAGUGAUGAGAGAUUAACGACUGAGUUUUGUAGGGUUUCGGCUUUGGCCAAUUCAUCUUCGUCGUCAACAUCAAUGGCGUAAUUGUGGGAUUCACAGGUGGUUGACAACAAGGAUGAUGAUUGAGCUGGGGAUUGUUACUAAUAUUUUUCUCCAAUCUUUUAGAUGCCAUGUAAUGACCAAAAGUAUU